This is a messenger RNA of Ochlerotatus camptorhynchus, 4619 nucleotides long. RefSeq names its product mucin-2-like. The transcript has 6 exons. Lineage: Eukaryota; Metazoa; Arthropoda; Insecta; Diptera; Culicidae. The annotation marks the transcript as partial. The record is from RefSeq and is a predicted model, not a curated record.
CGUCCACUGGCGACGGAAACAGCAGGACGUGAUCGGCACCUAUCGUACAUCUCGAACCGACCGCGUCCAUUCGGCAAUGAAGAUUCGUCGCAACCGACACGCGGUUUCCUGGGAUCGACGGCGGCACAACAAAGGCAAACCUCUUCCUCUUCCUCCUCCUCAUCCUCGCAGCAGCAGCGGAUUCCACCAUCGGCCGGGCGGAACAGUUUCAGAUCGAAAUCGGAAGACCUGGGUGGAAGUGGCAGCAGCAGCAGGCAUCAUCAGAACGAGACAAAUAACGGUAGCAGAAAUGGCAGCAACAGCAGCACUAGUAGCAGCCGGUACACCAAGCCCACGUUGAAGCCUAAUCGAAUCCGAUCUACGACUACGGCUGAUCCGGUCACUGCCAAAAGUACUACGGUUGAGAGCGUGGUGCUGAGGAAUCGCUUCGCUGGACGAACACCUGCACCCAACACGUACCGCCCAGCAUUUGACUCUAAAAAGGUCAUCCCUCUGAACAGCGCCACUACCCCUCGUGGUCCCAUCAUCAAUUCGGCCAAGCCAAAAACAACUACCACCACCACAACAUCCCCCACGCCGAAAUUGGCGAGCCAAUCUCGGUUCAUCCACCUGCCAGCCCGUCCGGUGAUUCCUUCGAUCAACAUCACACAUAACGGAUCGGCCAAGUCGGCGGAGGUUAUCUACGAUUACGAAGAUUACGCUGAAGAUGGUAAGGAUACGAACGAGUUUGUUGACGAACAGCAAGAUAUCAAAGAUUUUAAGCCAUCGCAAGCGCAGAAGAACAAUCCAAAGAAAGGAAAGGAUGAACAGGAGGUAGCGGUGAGCACUACGAGCAGCGCUCCUACCAGUACAACUACGAAGGCAUACGAGAACGAAGAUCGGGGUGGUAGUUUGAACAACAUCAACGAGAAUGAAUACUACGACGUGGUGAAGGAAGGCGAUAGUCAAACCAGCAAUGCCGAACAGAUUGAAGAUCAUACAGUGAUUCUGACUGAUAACUUCUACUCGUCGAAUUCUGGAUCGGAGGAGAUCCUUGAUGGGGAAUACGAAGAAGAAGAAGAAGAAGAAGUGGAAACUGAGGAACCUAAAAAGGAAGUAUCAUCAGUUUCACCGGCUAAGGAGGACAAAAAGGAAGCCGAUUCGGCUUAUGAUGAUGAGUACGUUUACGAUGCUGAAGAACCAGCAGUUAGUACGACUGUGAAACCGGAGGUCAAACCUGCCAGAGGAACGGAAGUUGAAGAUCAACCCGAUGAUAUCGACACCUUGCUUUACUCGGAAGAAGAUGCGAUAGAAGAACCGGCCGUCGCUCCUGUAUCGAUAGAAAUUGUAGCAGAAACCACGAGUGCUGUUCCAAUUGUGCCAACUUCUACGACCAGUACAACACCGACUACAUCUACGGAAUCGACAACUUCCGAACCAAGCACUACGUCGGAGCGACCGGUCAGUAGCUCAAUGGAAUCGGAAGCAUCCUCGAAUGUGACUACCGAAAGUUGGGUUGUGGUGGCUUCAGUGCAAACUAGUAGAAGUGUAUCAGGUGCUCGAUUCUUACCCUUCCCUCAGGUUGAACAGGAUGAAAAGAAGCAAAGUUUGUCGGAGCUUGAUGCCAAGAACAGCAACGAGAAUGAUGACUUAGAUUUGACCACUGUCAGCAGUCAAGAAGUAGAAAAGACUACUGUUGCUCCACAAGAACCAGUCAUUUCAGUAACGGACGACUCGGAAACUCCGACAACUGAGAAAACACUGAAUGCUCAGUCUACCGAAAGUAUCAUCGACAAACUGGAUAGAGUUCAGUCUGAACUAUCGAGUGGUGUACUCACCGGAAAGUUCCCAGUAUUGAAGGAAAUGGUUACCGAAGACAGCAAAGUUCCGAACUCGUCACUACCUCCGGUUGUUAUUCGAAAGUUCCAACCAAAUGGUAGAGCUUCCACCACCAAGAAACCACGACCAGUGUUCACAACAUCCCAGAGACCAACGCCUAGUACUGAUAACAUAGUGAAGAAAAUCAAUUUUGAAGCCAUCGCGGUAGAUGAUAUUGCUGCUCUGCUUCCACCGGACUACAAACAAAAGAAUGCUUUUAAGUUGAAGAAGUUUGGAGCGAGCAGUACAACUUCUGAGCCAUUAGCUGCUGCCAAGGACGUUUUGAAUGAAGAACCAUUGAAGCCAGAGAUCGGAAACCGAUUCCGUCCCGCGAACAUAAGUCGAUCGUACAAGAGUAACGUUCCUGUGCAAGAGUUGAGCUCACUUCUGCCGAAGGACUACCGGUUGAAUCGUACGGAAGAGGAAGUCAAGACAACGAACAACUUGAAGGAACUGAUCAGCAAGGUCAAGGUUAAUGAGAAAGCAAACGGUACUGUGGAUGUACUCAAAAAAGCGCAGAAAGUUGAUAUUAGCUCUUUCUUACCACCUGGUUACAAGCCACCCGCAGAAUCUGGUCCAAGCACGAAGGCUCCAAAGUCGUCUGUUAUCGAAGACGACGUGAGCAAACUGCUUCCUCCGGGCUACAAGAGCUACAAGACAACAAAGAAACCAACUACCACUGCUUCGUCCGUUAUCGAUGGCGAAGAUGCCAAGUUCCUUCCUCCUGGUUACAAGCCACCCAAAGAUGAACCCAAAGUAGUGUUCAACGAUGAUAUCAGUCAGUUACUUCCACCGGGUUACAAGCAUCCAAAGCAGGAAACAUCCACCAAAGCUUCCAUUGUUUUCAGCGAAGAUAUCAAUAAGUUCCUUCCACCGGGUUACAAGCCCUCUGCCGAAGAGAAAAUACCUGUACCAGAGGUCAUCGAUCCCAUAAGCCUACUGAGCAAGAUCCAGUUCAAGGAUGUCUCGUCAUUGCUUCCUACCGGAUUCAACAAAACAAAUCUUGAAUCACCUGGCCCCACCAGUAAUACUGGAAACUCUGGAAACAGCUUUAAGGUCGUAUUCCCAAGUCGACCGGGCGUCAAAAAACCAGGCGUGGGCCGUAUUACCACUCUGAAACCACUCCUAGCCGAGGGACCAGGGACUCCCGAUAUAAUUAUCCGAAAGGGACCGCCUACCCGAGCCACAACCGAAUUCACCGGCUGGCCAACACCCUCAACGACCCCACUUUCGAUCGAAAAACUUCUCGAACAACAGAAACAGCAAGAACUGUUAGAGAAGAUUCUAGCUUCCUCUACUACGACAACGACAACUACUACGACCACGACCACUACAACCACAACGCAUAGACCAACGGAACCAGGUUUGUGCCAUUCGGAGUGUGACCUGGCCGGUACGAUUCGCAUUGUUGACGGCGUCAACUGGGUACCGGAGCUGCUCGAUCACAAUACUGCCGAAUGGAAACAUCUGGCAAAGGAAGUUGAGGCUCAACUGAACGAAGUCUACAGCACUGCUCAGAAUCUUAGCAAGUGGUACAAGAAGGUGCGCAUCGACAGCUUUAACAAGGGUAGUGUACUGGUGGAUUACUUUGUUGAGUUAACUGAUCUAACUGAGGACGUCAACACGCUGGAGAUUAGGAGACUUUUCCACGAUGCGUUGAUGCCCGCACCGUUGCCAACUACCACUGCUGAGCCUAGCACGGAUUUGGACGAAGAAGAUGAUGGAGAUUCGCAGGUGCAGAAGAAACGGACGAAGGAAAACUUACAAUCGGCGGUUCCCCGCGUGAAGGAGGUCUUCUUGUUGGGUAGAUUCAAGGUCGAUCCGGUUUCUACUGAUUUCACCGUUAUCCCGAAACAGAUUCUUCCACCGGUAGAUUCGGAGGAGGAAGAUCUUCUGCUACCCCAGUGGGCAAUAGCCGGUAUUGUCAUUGGAAUGGCAUCGCUUCUAUUCGUGAUCCUUUUCGGCGUCACUGUGUUAAUAAAUCGUCAAAAGGCAGCCAAGAAGAAGGCUCCAACGCCACUGACAGCUGACAUGCUAAACGAGCUGAACAAGAACCACAUGGGAGGCAUAGACAACUUUGGCUCGGAAGAUCUGUACAAUCUGGAUGAUGCGUGGGAUGACCAUGGGCACGAUGUGAAACCAAAGCAGCGCUUCUCCAACUCCAUGCACGGCAGCAGUGCCUCGAAUAUCUACGAUAGCUGGCGCUCGCAACGUCAGCCCAAUAACGAUAACUACUACUAUGACGACUACAACCUAAAGGGUUCGCACUACCCGCCGUCCGGUCACCAUCAUCACCACCGGUUACCCGAUGCGGCUUUCAUGAUGCACGAGCCACCGCCACCGGUGAUGGCCAUGUAUCCACCGUACCAUCAUGCCCCGCCACCACCCAGCAGUCACUACAAUACGAACUCGCGACGAUACUAUCGAGAUUAUGAUCCUAACUUCUAGGAUGCUAGCCCAUUUCAUCCUUUCCUCCAUCAUCAUCAUCAUCAUCCCAGUCAUCAUCAUCCCACAAAACAAGUCGUCGUCGUUUAGUUAUAAUUUUUUUUUCUCCUAAAAAUCAGAUCAUCCAUCUGAACCCAUUUGCUGAGUUGUACCUUUGCUCAGAUGCUAGUGCUGUAGCUGCAUACUCCCUUAUCCUUCAAUUCCUUUUUUCUACUCAGUUUACGUCGAAUAAGGCCCUUAUCGUAUAGUAGGAUAUUUUCUAAUGUAAAUAAAUUAUUUAUUUUGUAAAAAAUGAAGCAAAAUUACGAAUGAGAUAA